AUGGACCAGCUGAACCUGACCUCUGCUAAUCUCACCAACUCCUCGACUGCUGGACCAUCAGCUUCAAUCUCCUGGGAUUUUAAGUCUUUGGUCCCAGUAGGACUUAUGUCACUGUGCUUCCUGGUGGGAAUCCCUGGAAAUAUAGCUGUUUUAAUCCUCAGACCAAACUGGCACCAGCUGUCCGGACUGACCCAGUGUCUGAUGAUGAACCUGACCAUGUCCGACCUGUUGUGCCUGGUCACUCUGCCUCUUUGGAUCCACACUGUAGUUUAUGACUGGGCUCUGGGUGUUGUUGGAUGUAAGAUUGUAACAUUCCUGGUAUAUUGCAGUCUCUACAGUAGCCUGCUAACCAUAACUUCUCUGAGUGUCCAGCGCUACAUGCAGGUUGUACACCCACAGAGAUGUAUCCAAUUCAAGAAGAGACUCCUUGUCCUGAUGUGGCUCAUAUCGAUGAUCCUCUCCAUUCCUAUGUUAGUGGUUCGACAGAUCAUGAAAGUAAAUCAGAAAAAUAUCGACUGUAUUCCAAAAUACUCCUCAGAUGCCCAACUUGUGGCUGUGUUGCUCACUGAAUGCUUUUUUGGAAUAAGCUCAUUCACCAUAACAACAUGUGCUUAUAUUCUUCUAAACAGAAAGCUAAAUCAAGCAAUAUUUUUCAACAACCCAUCCACCAUCAAGCUUGUUACCACUAUCAUAGUGACAUUUUUUGUAUUUUGGAUGCCUUACUUGAUUUUUAAUUUUGUGACUAUUCGUGGCAUUUUAAGUAACAACCUUAACAUUAUUUCAUUUUAUUAUUCUAACUUUAACAUUUUCGCAAGUUUAACAUUUAUCAACAGUACCAUAAAUCCACUUCUGUAUGCGUUUGCAAGUGGACUAUGUGAUAACGACACGCAUUUGAAAGGCAAUGACAGGGCAAGAUGGAAGUAG
Molecule: messenger RNA, 924 nt
Organism: Periophthalmus magnuspinnatus
Lineage: Eukaryota; Metazoa; Chordata; Actinopteri; Gobiiformes; Gobiidae
Product: leukotriene B4 receptor 1-like
Exons: 2
Coding region: 1-924 (307 amino acids)
Biological process (GO): G protein-coupled receptor signaling pathway; immune response
Cellular component (GO): membrane
Molecular function (GO): G protein-coupled receptor activity
Source: RefSeq, a predicted model, not a curated record